CCUUAUAUAGGCUAUCAUUGUCAGUUGACUGUAUAACCGUGUUCAAACAGUACGUAUUUAUUGUUUCCAUUCUUCUCCUGCAAUAACGCCAUGAAACUGUUGCUGGUUAGUCUGUUGCUGGUCGGCGUUGUUCACGCCAACAUCCUGGACACGCUGAGUGGGGUCGUGGACACAGUCGGGGGUGGAGUCAAGGACGCCGCAAACACCGUCGCCGGGGCAGCGGUGGACGCUGCUAACGUCGUCGGUCAUGGGGUGCAAGACGCCGCGCAUGCCGUCGCUGGUGCGCUCCCCGACAUCGGCUCCGCCAUAGGUUCUACAUUCGGUGACAUCUGGCAGGUUGCCAAAGACCCCCUGAAAGAGGCGGGUAAGGAGCUGCUCAUUCAGGCAGGCGAGUUCGCGCUCCAUGAGGGACUAACACUCGCCCUCGACGCACUAGCAUCCGGAAAACGGGAAACAGUGAACCCGGCUGACGUGCGGGCAUUCCUGACCACCUCCCUCCUCGACGAAUUUGACCAGUGGCUACGCGACACCGAGACACAGGUGCUCGGUUCCCGAACCGAACUCACCAAGGCCAUGGGCAAACUGACGUUCCACCGUCUCCCCUCGGAUCUGCGCCAGUACGUGUCUGAGUACGCCACCGCUCGCGCUUCCGGUACCAUGGACAAGUUUAUCAUGAACCAGGCCAGCAAGAUCUCUACAGACGCCAUUGCAGUUUUGAAGACGCGCCUGACAGAUAGGAUCCACGCCGCCAUCAGCUCGGUCGUCAAUGUCCACCAGCAAGCUUGAAAUGUACCGAAAUAAACAAACAAAUAUC
Mya arenaria is the source of this 814-nucleotide messenger RNA. RefSeq lists its product as uncharacterized. The record is from RefSeq and is a predicted model, not a curated record. Bases 91 to 786 code for a protein of 231 amino acids. NCBI's taxonomy places the organism in Eukaryota, Metazoa, Mollusca, Bivalvia, Myida, Myidae. The transcript is spliced from 6 exons.